AUUUAUCCCCACCGCCGCCGCCGCUGCCGCCGCUGCCGUUCUCAGGGGCUGCCAGAGCAUGGACUAUUAACAACUUGCAUUUCUGCAGUGUGAGGUAACAUUUUGACACCAAUAUGGGAAAGCAAAACAGCAAACUGCGCCCUGAAGUCAUGCAGGAUUUGCUAGAAAGUACAGACUUUACAGAACACGAGAUCCAGGAGUGGUACAAAGGCUUCUUGAGAGACUGUCCAAGCGGGCAUUUAUCGAUGGAGGAGUUUAAAAAAAUAUAUGGGAACUUUUUCCCUUAUGGGGACGCUUCUAAGUUUGCGGAACACGUAUUCCGCACUUUUGACGCCAAUGGAGAUGGAACAAUAGAUUUCAGAGAAUUCAUCAUAGCUUUGAGUGUAACGUCAAGAGGGAAACUGGAGCAAAAGCUGAAGUGGGCAUUCAGCAUGUACGACCUGGAUGGGAAUGGCUACAUCAGUAAGUCAGAGAUGCUGGAAAUCGUGCAGGCAAUCUAUAAGAUGGUUUCAUCUGUAAUGAAGAUGCCAGAAGAUGAGUCGACACCAGAGAAGAGGACAGAGAAGAUCUUCCGCCAGAUGGACACCAACCGUGAUGGAAAGCUCUCUCUGGAGGAGUUCAUCCGAGGCGCCAAGAGCGAUCCAUCCAUAGUCCGUCUCCUGCAGUGUGAUCCCAGCAGCGCCGGGCAGUUCUGAACCUGUUUUUGGAUGAAUUUCUGUAUCUGCUUUUUUUUUUCCUUGCCAAACAACAUUCAUGGUAGUGUUGCCUCUGUAUGGCCAAUUAUGCCUUCAUUUGUGGCAUCUUAUAGCUUCUUUUGUUGUGGAUUAAUUAUAAGAAUGCUGAAUUGCUCUUAACAAGUUGUCCAGAGCACGGGCAGUACUGUUUUAAACAGAUAUUGUGGUGUUAUAAUCGUUUUAAAGAUUUCAUUUUGGAUUUUUUUGUUUUAACGUGUUUGUUUUGGAAAGUACACGUUGAGAAGGAGUGAACCAACAACAAAGCCCUUGGCAGCAAGACACACUGACAGAUUUUAGAUUGCUGCUUUAGUCAUUGAGUAUUCACCCGCAGGACCCGAAGGUGUAGUAGAGGUUGAACUAAAGGGGUUGUGAUGGGUUGGGUAGGAUUCACCUGGAGCUCUUCCUCUCCUGUCCAGGAGGCACCAGUUGAGGUCAAGGACAGGACAGGGAGGAAGUAUGAAAGUGCAAAUCAUGUGCGGGGUGUAUUGCCUGCACCCCCACUCCAAUGCCUCAUUGUUUCAAUGCUGUGAACAUUUUCCAGGUUGUGAAGGAGAAGGGGCAAAAACAAAGGUUGACUUUUUUACUAGGUUUACAGUGGUUGACUUCACAUGGCUUUGAAAAUUCAGCAAUCUGCAAUCCUGAUCCCCAAAUCCACAACUGACGAUACCUCUUGCCAUUUGGGAUCAGCAAACACAGACACAGAAUAUGGAAAACUGGGUCUUGACAAUGAAUUUAAGGGAGAUACAUGUUGAAUGUGAAACUUUCAGGUUAGUAAUAAAGCAGUUUCUACUAAGGAGAGUGGGCAUUCAUGUGAGGAACUCACAGACACCUGCA
Melopsittacus undulatus (budgerigar) is the source of this 1568-nucleotide messenger RNA. It is a transcript of the gene NCALD, whose product is annotated as neurocalcin delta. The coding region runs from base 114 to 695 and encodes 193 amino acids. The record is from RefSeq and is a predicted model, not a curated record. Gene Ontology annotation, molecular function: actin binding; tubulin binding; calcium ion binding. Gene Ontology annotation, biological process: calcium-mediated signaling. The transcript has 4 exons. NCBI's taxonomy places the organism in Eukaryota, Metazoa, Chordata, Aves, Psittaciformes, Psittaculidae.